CUUUUGAGAUGUACUGUAUGUAAACAAAACACGCGUGUGGCAACAGGAAUUUAACCGAAUAAUUUAAAUAUCCUUAUGUUAUAAGCAGACCGGAACGUAUAAGUAUGUUUAUAAAUGUAUCUGUAUAUAUGUUUUUCGUUUCUGAAACCAAUAUCACUUGGUGGAUUUUGUGAUGGCAAAACAGUCUAUCCGGGAGCAUUUGUUUCAGAGGGAAGUGAAGGAUGUCAAGUCUCUGGAUCUCUGGCGCGCAUGCUUAGCUGAGUUUCUGGGCACGGGCUUGCUAUGUUUUAUGGCUGUAGGGGCUGGGCUGGCGCCGGAGGGUAGUCCCCCAGUAUCCAGCGUUCACAUCGCUUUAGAAGCCGGAUUCUUUAUUGCAGCAAUCAUCACGACCUUAAACACAGUAAGCGGGGGUCACGUGAACCCAGCCAUCAGUCUGGGAUUUCUGCUCACAGGUCACAUAGGACUUGUGCGAUGCUUUCUGUACAUAACAUCACAGACUGUGGGUGCAAUUGCAGGAUGCGGUUUACUUCUGGCCUUGACCCCGGAGAACCUUCAACAAGGCAGUUUCGGGGUCAUAGCCCCGGGUCCAAAUGUCACGGCAACACAAGCUUUUGGGGCAGAGGUUGUGAUCACUUUUUUGUUGGAUUUUAGCACUUUUUCGUUUGUGGACAACGGAAGACAUGAUCUGUCGGGAUCAGUGCCAUUUAUAAUUGGCAUCGUUGUUUCAUUAAACAUUUUUGCAAUGUUUAACGUCUCCGGGGGUUGCAUGAAUCCUGCCAGGAAUUUCGGCCCUAUGGUGGUUACGGGGAACUAUGCAUACGCUUGGGUGUACUGGGUCGGUCCAAUGGUUGGUGGGGGCCUAGGUGCUGUACUGUAUGAUAAACUGUUUUCUACCAAAGUUUGCAAAUCGAGACUGAAGAGCUGUGUGAGUGGCGAGCCCAAAGACACCAAGGAAUUGGAGAUUACGGUGGAAGAAAACGACAACAAUAUCAAACUGCUUGAACCUGAGCGGACAUCGUGAGAUAGAGGCAACAUGAUGGUUACGAAUCUAUGCAAAAAUAUGAUAUUUGUAGACUGCCGUAGUAAAAUAUUACGCAAUGUGUGGCGAACGAUGAGCAUAUAUCAACAUUACUGGAUUCGUUAGAUUCACAACGAUGUAAAUCUAUACUAUAACAUACUGUACUAAAUUAGAUACACAAAGAUGUUAAUCUAUUAACAUACUGUACUAUUUAGAUUCACAACGAUGUAAAUCUAUUAACAUUACUGGAUUCGUGAAUCUGUUGUAAAUCUAUCAACAUUAUUGGAUUCGUUUGAUUCACAACGAUGUAAAUCUAUUAACAUUGUGAUAUCCGUUGGAUCCACAUUAAUUUUGUAUAAAGACUGUGUUCAUGUUUUUGUAUAUUUCAGGAUAAAAACAAUACGUACAUCGACAUAUGUUAGAUAUUUAGAUAGAGUUUAUUAUUGCUAUUUUCAUUUUGUUAUUGUGUAUGUUAGAAUAAAAUGUGCAAUGUACAUGUAUUUCAAAUGU
Molecule: messenger RNA, 1528 nt
Organism: Magallana angulata
Lineage: Eukaryota; Metazoa; Mollusca; Bivalvia; Ostreida; Ostreidae
Product: aquaporin AQPAe.a-like
Exons: 3
Coding region: 173-1021 (282 amino acids)
Biological process (GO): transmembrane transport
Cellular component (GO): plasma membrane
Molecular function (GO): water channel activity
Source: RefSeq, a predicted model, not a curated record